Vicia villosa (hairy vetch) is the source of this 891-nucleotide messenger RNA. RefSeq lists its product as uncharacterized. NCBI's taxonomy places the organism in Eukaryota, Viridiplantae, Streptophyta, Magnoliopsida, Fabales, Fabaceae. The record is from RefSeq and is a predicted model, not a curated record. Bases 1 to 891 code for a protein of 296 amino acids. The transcript has 7 exons.
AUGUCUUCCUUUGACAGCAUUUCGAAGGAGUCCAUGAUUACUUUGUCUGGGCAGGAGGGUUCCAAUUCGCAGCUUUCAGCGCAGAACUCUGAAAAUCAACAGUUGACUCCUGUUCAGAAAUUGCUUUCAAAGGCUGUUAUUAUGCCUAUUGGGGAUAUCAUAAAACUUAUGACUAUUACAUUUUGUGCGACUGUUGGAGAAACUAAAAUGCUGGUGGCCUCUCCCUAUGGCUGGUAUUAUCGUGGUUGCCAUGCUUGCUCAUGUAUUGCGCAUGGUGACAGACCUCCGUUUGAGUGUGAGGCUGGCCAUUUCACUGAGGCAGGGAUUUUUAGGUAUAAGAUUGAGAUUGAAGUUACUCAUGCAGGAAAUAGCUGUAACUUUCUAUUUUGGGACAGAGAGUGUGAGCUUCUUUUGGGAUUGUCUGCUUCUCAGCUGCGUCAUACAAUGAUUAAGGAUGGAAUUCAUGAUCCAUUGGAAUUCCCACUGGCAUUGGAUCAGAUGUUGGAUCGCAAGAUGGCUUUCAAAAUCAAGUGGCAACCACGGUGGAAGAAUGCCUCGGUAGUUAUGCUAUUGAAGAAUGACCCUUUUGUGAAAGAGCUUGCUGAUCAGCUUGACACAGAUGAAGAGGUUGUAACUAUAAACUCCAUUCCGGCUGACCAGCUUGAGAUGAAACAACCAGGUGUUGAAGCAACGGACACUGUUCUUUCAGAACCUGAUUUUGUCGUCGAUCUUGAUGUGACUUCGACGCACAACACAGAUCCAAUUACUCCUACUGGCAAAAGACAGUUUCCAGGCGCAUCAAGUGAGUCGACAACCUCGGAUGGCACUUGUGAUGGAGAACUUUCAUCAAACAAGCUCAAGAAAAUUAUAAAACUAGAGAAUAUGGAUUAG